AUGACCGUUUCUCGAGCUCUGGGCGAUGAGGUCGCUGAAGACGACAAAGGAGCACAAGGUCUCUGGGUGCAGGGCGGGUGUGGGGGCGAAGAGUCAAGCUCUGUCGCUGUCGCUGUCGUCGCUGCUGUUGUCGUCGCCGUCGCCGUCGUCGUCGUCGUUCCCUCUGCUCUCGUUGCAGUACGCGACGACAGCGACAGCGACAGCGACAGCGACAACAACGACAACGACAACGACAACGACGACAUCAACAACAACAACAACAUCAACGACAACGACAACAACGACAACGACAACGACAACAACAACAACAACAACAUCAACAACAACAACAUCAACAACAACAACAUCAACAACAACAACAUCAACAACAUCAACAACAUCAACAACAUCAACAACAUCAACAACAUCAACAACAACAACAUCAACAACAUCAACAACAUCAACAACAAUGGAGAUGAAACAUCUGGUCAAUCGUGCAAGGCCUUACUCGUCACCCAUCGCUCCCGCUCCCACAUGGAUCCUCACCACGUCGACCAGAUCUUCCAACAACUCGAGACCGAGUUGAACCGUCUCGGGUCUCAUGCAGGACCAGGCGAUGACCAUGGCCGUGCUACUCGGACGGUGGCAAGUCCGGACCAAGGCGGCACGGCCGGGACGGAUAGGGAUACGGACAGCGCGAGGACAGAAGCUUCAGAUCAAGUUGGAAAGGCGAAACGACGAGCCAAACCAGAGUCGGUAGUGAGGAUGAACGGACGGAAUGAUCACGCCGCUCAGGCCAUGGUGCUCGACGAAUUCUCCCUUAGGACAGAGAGGUUCAUGGCCGAAUGUAAAUCCAUCUUGACUCGUCUCGACCUCCAUCGUCCGUCCCCUCCCGAGUCGACCGACGGAAAGCAAGACGAAGAGACAGAGACGGACCUUGCGAGCGUUCUCGUAGAGUAUAUGAAAAAGGUUGAAGAACACGUCCCGAUCCUGAUGCAACGUACAUCUUCACGAUCCCACCGAGGUCCUCUCAUCUCUCCUCCUCCACUGGUCGAUGAGAAGAAAACGGAGACACGCACGGGCGAGAACGGACAUGGGACGUACGCUCACCGUCACACAGACUUUCGGGCGCCCUCUUCCAACACGGCCCAACGUCGUAAGAGCUGGCACAAACGGGGUGGAUUACGUCACGCCAUCCCAUUCGCCUUUGUCCUUCACGCCUUCCCAAAGUUACGGCAAAUCGCUAGGCGGCUCAUGCUCCCUCACGAGCUCGACGACAAGCCCGAGAUUGACCUGGGGAAUCUCGUUCGACAAUUAGAAUACGUCCUACAUGCGUGUUCCCUUCCCAAGAACGAGUUUGACGAGUGGAAAGCGAAUAUGAUCAGAGAGUGUGAGGACGGUUGGUUUAUGGAUCCGAUCAAACCUGUCUCUUUGGGUUUUUUGGACGAUCGCGGGCAAGCAAAAGACAGUGACAGUGAGCAGCAGCAGCAGGAAGAGGAGGAAGAGGACGAUUGGGUAUAUCUUGAGUUGGUCGGAUUCAAACGUUGGGACAAAUUGGUAGUAAAGGAUAAAACCAAAAAGAAAUUCCCUACUCAUGGAAGACGUGAGAACAAGUACAAGUACGAAAAGGGUAAGCAGGGAAAAAUCGACAAGGAUAAACGAAAAGGAAAACGAAAAUGGAGGGGGAUGGUGGAAGGGAUGAGCCAAGAGUCGGAUUGGUCGGUUUCAGAUGAUCCCACCAGCUCAAUCAUCAUCACAGAUGAUACUCGAGAGGAGACGGAAGAUGAGGAACGGAUUCAUUGGUCAGAAGACCGCUCGACGUCUGAGGGAUCGGACGAGGAUGAGGAUGGCGAGGUGGAAUGGAGCAAAGCCAAGAAGAGCAAGAGGGAGCGGGAGAGGAGGAAAACAUACAACACGGGGAAGAGGACAAAAACGUAA
Tremella mesenterica DSM 1558 is the source of this 1917-nucleotide messenger RNA. RefSeq lists its product as uncharacterized. The coding region runs from base 1 to 1917 and encodes 638 amino acids. NCBI's taxonomy places the organism in Eukaryota, Fungi, Basidiomycota, Tremellomycetes, Tremellales, Tremellaceae. The transcript has 8 exons. The record is from RefSeq and is a predicted model, not a curated record.